AUGGAUAGUGAAGUGAGGGAUAAUGAAUUGAGGGUCAGUGAAGUGAAGCAUGGUGCAGUGAAAGAUAGUGAAGUGAGUGACAUUAAAGUGAGGAAUAGUGAAGUGAGGGGUAUGGAGGUGAAGGGUAGUGAAGUGGGACAUAAUGAAUUGAGACACUGUGAAGUUACGGAUAGUGGAGUGACUGAUAAUGAAGUGGGUGGCAUUGAAGUGAGGGAUAGUGAAGUGAGGGAUAGAGAAGUAAAGGACAGUGAGGUGAAGGACAGUGAAGUAAAGGAUAGUGAAGUGAGGUAUAGUCAAGUAAGGGGCAGUGAAGUGAGGGAUAGUGAAGUGAGGGAUAGUGAAGUGAGUGAUAUUGAAGUAAGGGAUACUAAAGCGAGGGAAAGUGAAGUGAGGAAUUAUAUAGUCAAAAAAGUGAUUUGA
Messenger RNA from Belonocnema kinseyi, 420 nucleotides. RefSeq lists its product as uncharacterized. NCBI's taxonomy places the organism in Eukaryota, Metazoa, Arthropoda, Insecta, Hymenoptera, Cynipidae. Bases 1 to 420 code for a protein of 139 amino acids. The record is from RefSeq and is a predicted model, not a curated record. The transcript has a single exon.